GUGCAAUAUCGCGCUCCCGCUAAAACAGUGGGGCGAGCCUGGAGGGUGUCAAGAAUGGCCGACUGGUAUUUAGUUAGUACUGCGUCGUGACCUUCGAGUAUUUGCUAGGAAGCAUGGUGUGCUAAUCCAGAACUCAGUAUCGCUAUUCAGGCGGCAACGUCACCCUUCCUCCUAUACGCUCCAAGACCACAGAGGUAAAGCAGUGGGACCUGACAACGACAGAUGCCCUCGGGAGAACGAUAUCUGCAACGUCCACGUCCACGACUUCUCCAGGCAGCCAUCCGAUGGACGUGACGCGCGCCUCAAUGUCUAGUACUUCGACUCAAAGUACGAGAGAGGAAGUUGGUGGUGCCUCGUCCGAACCAUUUAUCCUACGCCAUGGACGGCGAUACCUUCGAAGCGUGUUGCACUACCCCCUUCCCUGCGACCUACCUGAGCUCCACCGCCAAAACCUACAAACUCUUCUUGCAACGUCCAUCUUCGGUCGAGCCUUGGGCUCAACGCCAUGCCCGCAAAACCCCCCGAGAAAAGUGCUGGACAUUGCUUGUGGUAGUGGAUAUUGGUCGGCCAUGUGCCAUGACUUCUUAAGCGGUCUAGGCUAUGACAAUGUCUCCUUCACCGGCCUGGACAUUGUCCCCUUGGCUGGCGACCUGCCACGGCAGGGAAUUGACUGGAACUUUGUGCAGCACGAUCUGCGCAAACUCCCGCUGCCGUUUGACGAUGACGAAUUCGAUAUUGUUAUCAUGAAGGAUAUGAGCAUGGUGAUACCGUUGGGAGAGCCGUCACAGAGGACACUCGACGAAGUAACACGGAUACUACGCUCUGGAGGUACGCUAGAGAUCUGGGAAUCAGACCACAUUAUCCGGUCGAUUCUGCCACACCCACCACCUCCACCAGGGAAGAAUGAGCAAGAGUACGCUUGUGCUGUAUCGACGGGAACGUUUCUGAUAUCUCCAAUAACACCCUUUACCGAGGUGCAGAACAAAUACCUUCAAGAUUCGAACACAUGGAUACAGGAAGCGCUAGAUCGACGAAAACUGUCUCCCACACCCUGUGCACGCAUGUCAGAGAUGCUGCUGCAAGAGACGGAGACGCUUUGCGACGUGGAAAACCGCCGAGUUGCGAUUCCGCUUGGUGAGCUGCGGUGGGAACGCGAGGCUGCGGGCGAGCGCACCAAGGAGCAGGCGGCUCUCCGAUACACUGCACUGUUGGUCGUUAUCCAGUUGAUUGAGAGUCUGGAGCCCCUGCUGAAGGAAGUAAGCGGCAAGAACCAAGAAGAAUGGCAGCGCUGGUGGGGAUGGAUGAUGGCGAAUCUGCUGGAACAGAAGGGAGCGUCAAGUGGAGCGGUUUUUGAAGUGGGCUGUUGGUGGGCUACAAAGAUUUGAACCUGUCACUCUCGUAGCUGGCGGCGUACCGAUGUUUUUAUGAUAUCCCGGCCUGUUCACGGCCACUAUUGGCGAGUUCCAAAGACAUGAGCAUCUAGGAGAGGUUGUCGUAUCGUUGGCGCAGGGUUC
Messenger RNA from Cucurbitaria berberidis CBS 394.84, 1514 nucleotides. RefSeq lists its product as uncharacterized. Bases 306 to 1385 code for a protein of 359 amino acids. The record is from RefSeq and is a predicted model, not a curated record. Lineage: Eukaryota; Fungi; Ascomycota; Dothideomycetes; Pleosporales; Cucurbitariaceae. The transcript is spliced from 3 exons.